Messenger RNA from Aspergillus calidoustus, 1803 nucleotides. The record is from the annotation of a GenBank genome assembly. NCBI's taxonomy places the organism in Eukaryota, Fungi, Ascomycota, Eurotiomycetes, Eurotiales, Aspergillaceae.
AUGUCGCGAGCCAUGGCGGACGAUUUGGCGAGUCAGUACCAGAUGAUGGAGGAGCUGGGAAGUGGAAGUUUUGGAACAGUGUAUAAGGCAAUCGACAAGACCACGGGGGAGAUUGUCGCCAUUAAGCAUAUUGACCUGGAGUCGAGCGAAGACGACAUCCAAGAGAUUCAACAGGAGAUAUCCGUCCUAGCGACAUGCGCGAGCCCCUAUGUUACUCAAUACUACGCAAGCUUCCUCCGAGGACACAAGCUCUGGAUUGUGAUGGAAUACUUGGGCGGAGGAUCGUGCCUUGACCUGUUGAAACCUGGUGUGUUUAACGAAGCGCAUGUCGCCAUUGUCUGCCAGCAACUUCUCCAGGGCUUAGACUACUUGCACAGCGAAGGAAAGAUCCACCGAGAUGUCAAAGCGGCCAACGUUCUACUUUCACACACGGGCAAGGUGAAGCUCGGAGACUUCGGAGUCGCCGCACAGUUGACCAACAUCAAGUCGCAACGCAACACCUUCGUCGGAACACCAUUCUGGAUGGCCCCGGAGGUUAUUCAGCAAGCCGGCUACGAUUACAAGGCAGAUAUCUGGUCGCUGGGUAUUAGUGCGAUGGAGAUGAUCAACGGAGAGCCGCCGCACGCUAGCACCCAUCCGAUGAAAGUUCUGUUCCUGAUCCCCAAGGAGCCUGCCCCUCGGCUACAUGGUGACGGAUACAGCAACGCUUUCAAGGACUUUAUUGCGCAGUGUCUGACAAAGGAUCCUGAGCGCAGGCCGAGUGCAAAGGAUCUUUUGAGACAUAAAUUUAUUCGAAAUGCCGGGAAGACAGAAGCGUUGCAGGAACUGAUCCAGCGGAAGCAGGAUUGGGAUGCUGGACGCGGUGUAUCACGUAAUGUGAAGUACUAUGCGGAGUCUCUGAACACAAUCACGCAUCUCAAGGACGACGACGGCUGGGUUUUUGAUACGGUUAAAGCACCUACCAUGGUCAUCCGGGAAGACUCUGAUGACUCGGAGACUGGGUCAGUUAUUGUUCACGAUCCUCUAUAUGACGAGUCGGCCGAAAUGGUUGAGAACCUCCGCAUAUCAAGUCCCCCGAACCCACGACAAAGACACAACAACACCGCCGUACGCCGUGUACCGGCACCCGAUCGCAGCCCUUCUCUUCGACGACCAAAACGACGAUCCAGUGGUGUGAAACAGCCACUGGGAGUGGAUCUUACGUUCGGUAACAGUCCUUCGACUGUUCGCCAAUUCCGACGGGUGUCUGACAAGGCCCCAACUGAGGACUCGUAUCUGUCGCAGCAACUCGCCGGUACGGACGAGAAUGCGAGCCCUAAAUCAGUAUACACCGAGACCAACAGCAAAGAAGCCCAGCUGGGACGCCGGGCAUAUACAAAGGCCGUGGGUCACGCGUGCCAGGAGGUCCUGGGAACGACUGCAGACCAGGAAAAGCGCGAGGCGAUAUCUCGACUCGCAGAGGCCUUCAGUGACCUGGAAAUGGUCGAUCCAGAGGGCCUCUACCAAAUUCUCAAAACUACAAACGAAAAGCUCUUAGGUGACUGCAAGCUGUCAACUCUUGUCCCACAAGCUCCACCUCCCGAAUCUCCACAACGGCCUCGCCUCGUUCUGGCACAGAACAACCCGCACUUGAAGAGUCACAAGCGGCGCCAAUCGGCGGCAAUGAUUGAGCCAAAUCCGCAACCUCAACAGGCGAACCUUCCGGGCCAGCCUGUCGCAGGCAUGGAGCACAUCAAACAACUAUCCGACGUUCUCUACCAGCGAUGGUCUGAAGGCCUUCGCAACCGGUGGCCCGGAGUAUAA